GCCCUGAUUUCUAUAAUGAAGCCAAGCUUCCCAGCUCCUGUGAUUGUUGUACCACCAAAAAAGAUUCAUAAUCUAACUGGUGCCCAAGUGUACCUGUCCUGUGAAGUGAAGGCAGUUCCCACUCCCAUCAUCACAUGGAGAAAGGUCACAGAGUCACCCAAGGGAGUUAAACUCCUGGAAGAAUUGCCUGGAGACAGAGUAAACAUGGCAGUCCAAGUUCGUGGUGGUCCUUCUAAACAUGAGAGCACAGGGUGGGUUUUGAUUAACCCACUGAUGAAGGAAGAUGAGGGCGUUUACCAAUGUCAUGCUACCAACAUGGUUGGAGAAACACAGGCAGAAGGGAAUAUUAAAGUCACUGAGCAAAGUAAAAGUAAGAGGACUAACUUCCUAGAAUCAGAUGACAUGAUAUAGCAGGGGAGAAGUGAUUCAAUCUUCGCUCCAGGGAAACAAAGAUUGUCGAGCACAGGCUAAAAACAAGUCAAUUAGUGGCUUCCUUGGCUAUCUUACAUUAUAGAAUUAGGAAACUGCAUUAAUAUUCUUGUUACGUGGUUAAUGACAUGUUUUUUUGUACAUUUUCCUAUUUAGAUCAAUUAGAUUAAUAUUAAAAAUCUGUAGUUUAUAACUGGAAAAAAUGAGCAAUAAAACUUUUUUUUUUAA
Trachemys scripta elegans is the source of this 657-nucleotide messenger RNA. RefSeq names its product insulin like growth factor binding protein like 1 (gene IGFBPL1). The record is from RefSeq and is a predicted model, not a curated record. Bases 16 to 411 code for a protein of 131 amino acids. NCBI's taxonomy places the organism in Eukaryota, Metazoa, Chordata, Testudines, Emydidae. Gene Ontology annotation, molecular function: insulin-like growth factor binding. Gene Ontology annotation, cellular component: extracellular region. Gene Ontology annotation, biological process: regulation of cell growth; regulation of signal transduction. The transcript is spliced from 5 exons.